UCUGGCUAUAACUUCCUCUUUAAAAAUAUAUUGUUUGCUCUCCUUCAUCCCUCUCCAGAAGAGAAGAGGAAACACAAGAAGAAAUGCCUGGUGUACAGGCCCAAUUCCAACUUCCUGGGUGUGAAAUGCCCAGGAUGCUAUAAAAUCACCACGGUCUUUAGCCAUGCACAAAUGAUAGUUUUGUGCGUUGGCUGCUCCACUGUCCUCUGCCAGCCUACAAGAGGAAAAGCCAGGCUUACAGAAGGAUGUUCUUUCAGGAGGAAGCAGCACUAAAAGCACUUUGAAUCAAGAUGAGUGGGAA
This is a messenger RNA of Saimiri boliviensis boliviensis (Bolivian squirrel monkey), 301 nucleotides long. The record is from RefSeq and is a predicted model, not a curated record. NCBI's taxonomy places the organism in Eukaryota, Metazoa, Chordata, Mammalia, Primates, Cebidae.